AGAACUGUAAGACUUUGAUAAUUUCCUGAAGGCUUAUCGUUUUAACAUAACUUACUGACCGCGGACUAUUUUCUAAGCGUCGUGGGCACAACGACUUGAUACCCCGUUGUUUCGGGGCCUUGUUGCCCUGAUACUGCGAGAAAACAUGGCUAACAUUGACCCCUAUCGGGUCGACGAAGAGGUCGCUGAUGAUGACGAAGAGGUGGACAUGUCAUUCCUGCCCCCGUUCGCACGGGGGACAGAGAAUGAGAAGCUUUAUGUGGAGAACGCGAAACUUGAGCGGAGGCUCGAGCGGACAGACCGCGCCCUGGAGCAGAACAUGGACCGCCUGCACAUUAUGGACGAGCACUUGAAGAACGUGCAACAGGAGCUGAAGUACACGCAGACCCGGGUGGAGGCCAAGAACAAGGAGAUUGAAAGUGAGAAGCACCUAACUGCCAUGGCGGAGCGGGAAGCGAGUCGUAUUCGUAAGGACGUGGCCAAGAUGACGACUGAGCGCGCUGAACUGGCGGACAAGAUUAACAGCCUACAGAACCAGAUCUACAAGAACAGCGAGAAGCUGGACCAGUUUAAAAUGCUCAUGAACUGGAACCAGGAGGAACUGGAGCAGUGGGCACUAGCGGAGCGGCAGAAGGCGCGUCUGGGGCGAAGCGAAAGGGGGACCCCGGCAGGGGCUGAGGAUAAUGCGGCGCUAGAGAAAUACCGCCACGCGGAUGACGCCAAGGUUAAGGAGCUGACACUUCAGCUGGAGAGGGUCAGCAAACAGGUGGUGGCCCGCAAGGACGAGCUGGAUGGGGAGGUGGUGGAGACGCAAGCGGCCCAGAUCCAGUUGGACAAAGCAGCCGAGGACUUCCGCAAGCUGCAUAUGGAGCGGCAGGAUCUCAUUCGGCAAUGGGAGGAGGCGGUGGAGGCCAUGCGCCAUCGCGACGCCGCCAUCGCAGCAGCUUCCGAACAGUUUGCCAUGCAGAAGGAGGUGCUGCGGGAGCGAAAGCGGGAGCUGGACGCACAGGCGCGCUUCUUGGAAAACGAAGUGCUCAACACUAAGGAGGCGGAUGCGCGGGUGGCCUAUUACGAGCGAGAGGUGGCAAAGCAGCGCGACAUGCUGUCCCGGGAGCAGUCCCGUCAGGAGGACCUGGCCAACCAGGUGGAACUGAUUAAGGCCACCUUGUCAAAGGCAGCAACGGAGCUAGCGAUGCGGACCGCGGAGAACAAGGGCGCGAGGGAGGAGCUGGAUCAGAAGCGUCAAAAGCUGGAUGCCGCCCGCAAGCGGUUUGCUGUGCUGAAACGCAAACUGGAGAACGAGUUUUCCAAUCUUGAUUCUAUGGAGGCGAAGGCCGCUGAGUUGGAGGCGCUGCGCAGGAGCGAGGAGGCCCGUCUCCGGGCCGUCCUCAAGGAGCACGAGCUGCUCAAGAAGGAGCAGUACAAGCGGAGCCAGGUGCUGUUCGAGCUGCGAACCAAGGAGCGCGAGCUCAUCAGCGAAAUCAGUGGCGGCCAGGGCCAGAACAAGAACCUGGCGGCGCGCAUUCACACCCUGGACGAGCAAGUCGUACGGCAACAGGAGCUGCUGUACAACGUGGAGUUUCAGCUGCAGCAGAUGGAGCGCAAGGUGGCGCGUGCGGGCGGUGUGCGUAGCGAGGAGGAGACUCGGGCGCUGAAUGCUCGCAUCGAGAAGCUGACGUCCAUCCUAGAUAGCGUGUGCCAAGAGCACAGCAUGCUGAUGGAGCAGGUCAAGCGGGCGGAGGAGGAUCUGCUGGCGGCUCGGCGUACCAAUGGCGCGCUGCGGGCGGAUAAAGCCAAGCUGGAUGAAACUAUCUCCACGCUUAAACUUGAGAACGACAUGGUGGCGCGGCAGGUCAAGGCUGCUGUGGAGUCCCGCGAGAAGGCGCUAGUGGACCAUGACGUGUUGGCUCUGGAAGUGAAGCGGCUGCGGGACAUCCUAGCAGCGCAUGCGGACGAGGUCUUUAGCCUGGAGAACCGUAAGGCCCAGUUGGCGCUGUCCAUGGAAGAGCGAAAGCAGGAGGUGGAGGUUCACAGGGAUGGUCUCCGCGCGGAGCUGCGCCUGCUGCGUGAAGACGUGCACCGCAUCACGCUGGAGCUCAAGGAGCGGUUAUUGCGCUGCGAAAAGCUGCAAGCCAAGUUUGAGAUUAUGUCGGCCAAGAACAGGGGAGCCACGGAGGAGGAUGGUGAAGAACGGACGCAGGCCUACUUCGUCAUCAAGGCAGCACAGGAACGAGAGGCGCUUCAGCGGGAGGGUGACGACUUAGAUGCUCGCAUUCGCGUGGCGGAGAAAGAGGUCGCGGCCCUGGAAGCCACGUUGGCCCAGCUCAUGGCCUGUAACACAAAUUUCUCGCAUUCGUACAAGAAGGUGAGCAGCAAAGAGGCAUUUGAGGAACGUUCGGCUCUCCGCGAAAAGCUUGACAAGGCGUACGACAAGCUGAAGGCGCGACGAGCAGAUGAGGCGGCCAUCGCUGGCGACAUCCAGGUAGCCGAGGCCCGUCUGAAUAACCUGGCGCAAGAGCAGCGGUCGCUGCAAGGCCUAGUGGACGACAUGUCACGGCGCAAGACUGAGGCGGUGCGGCAAUUAGAUGAGCAGCGCGACAAGCUCCAGCGAGCCUUGACACGGACGGAUCGACUGCGGAACAAAUUAGGCAUCGCCAACUCGCCGCAGGGACAGGACAUUGAGCUAGCGGAGAUUCGUGACGUCACGCGCGCCAUGCUGCUGGAGCUUAAGGCUCUUGCGGGUGCUAAUCCCGGGGUGGGCAUCCUGGAGGCCUGCGAGGCGGCGGGCAUCCGCCUGCCGUCGGGCAACAGCACACCGCCUUCCGCGUCCGGCAGCCGGCCAGUGUCCGCAGCGCGGUCGCAGGGCAGCGCUGGCAGCGGGCGGAGCGGUAGCACUAGCCAUAGGGGCCCCGGCUCACGCUUUGGUGGAGACAGGCCGGGGAGCGCGCUGCGAGGGGGGGCACCCGCGAUACGGACAAUCCAGCUUGGAGCGUCGUGACUUGGGAGCCGAUAGAUAUUAGGGAAGGGAAGAGGGGAGCGGGACAUGUGGUAAGGGAAGGAGGUCUAUCGUAGAUCGUGCGCGUAUGUAGCUAGCUGAGUCAGCAUUCUGCGCCAGGUAUGGACAGAAUACGUAGCAUACUUAGCAUUUCCCUGAGAGAAUUGCAGCGAGUGACUAAGGGUGUGGCGGCUUAGGACCGUGACGUCAUCUGAUAAGCGGAGAACAGCCGCGAUAUAAUCUAUAGCGCAGCGUUACGGCAUGUGGUGCAUCUUUCCCCGAUAAGCACGUAAGUGAACAAUGUACGCAACGAUUGCACUGACUCGUGUACUGGUGGUCAUGGUGUUCAGGGUGGAAUCGGAAUCCCGGUGAGGGAUGAGGUGCUCUGCUCUCAUCUACCAUGUCAUAUAGUUUCAGGCGGGCGUUUGAGCUCAAUUGUCAUGUACCCCUUCAUGGCAAUCACUAAGUUUUUUCCAAGAUUGGGUAUGGUUUUGCACCCCGUGUCACCGACCCCAUGCAUUUGGGCGCGUCGGCAUCGCAAUAAGCCCCAGCGCGCCCACGGCGCCAUUACAAAGAGCACGGCUUUGCAGGUGCAUGCAUCGCCAUGUAGUUUAUGUACGUCACGAGCUUCCCACA
Molecule: messenger RNA, 3631 nt
Organism: Volvox carteri f. nagariensis
Lineage: Eukaryota; Viridiplantae; Chlorophyta; Chlorophyceae; Chlamydomonadales; Volvocaceae
Exons: 18
Coding region: 146-2998 (950 amino acids)
Biological process (GO): cilium-dependent cell motility; cilium movement; inner dynein arm assembly
Cellular component (GO): axoneme
Source: RefSeq, a predicted model, not a curated record